AAUGUCACAAGUCAGUAGUGGAGUAACAGCGCCAAUUGUCAAUUCGGUUUUAUUAUUAUAUUCGCCUUAAUCAGACUAAAUUAAACAAAUUGCUUUGAUUUGGCACCGUUGUAAUUACUUACGCAAUUGGCGCAAUUGUGAUUAAUCAGAAGAAAGAGCGGAAAAAAAGAAGCGUCGUUGUCGGAGGAUUUUCGUUACUUUCACAAAAAAAAAUAAUAAUACAUAUAAUAAAAAUCGUGUUGGAUCUUUUGGUUUUCCACGUCCGUUGAAGAAGGCGAAGAAGACAUGGAGGGUGGACCGUUCGAGGAUGCGAGCUUCGAGUACGCCGGACAACCUCUGCCCUCGCUGAAUUCGACUUUGCUGAACAAGAACCAGGACAAUAUGAACGUGCAUUCGAUCCAGGUGAUGCUCGGUCUUCAGCAGCAGCACGACAUGUUCACGAGCAUGGGAUCACCGUUGGAUUACAAAGGUUCGCCGAAGAUGGAGAACUCACCGAUGCACCAGGAGCUGGGUAUGUUCAACAUGGAGAACAACAAUGGGAACCAGGGUGGAGUUAAGAGGAAGAACGAGGACGUGGUGCUUCUGCAGAGUCAGAAUCUUAGUUCCAAUGAGAUUGGGACGACCACCGUGACACCGGCUCCGCCGCCCAAAAAGAACGAUAAGAAGAAGAACGAUAACAACGGUGUCAAAAAGAAGAAGACUAGAACCACAUUCACUGCAUUCCAAUUGGAAGAACUGGAAAGGGCUUUCGAAAGGGCUCCAUACCCGGACGUCUUUGCCCGCGAAGAACUAGCUUUAAAGUUGAAUCUGAGCGAGUCCAGGGUGCAAGUCUGGUUCCAGAACCGAAGGGCGAAAUGGCGCAAAAGGGAACCACCACGCAAAACCGGAUACAUCGCUUCAAAUUCACCUAGCUCGAGCAUCAGCUCGAACUUCAACAACACCCUCGGACCAUUCACGCAAUCCACGAACACCAUCAACAGCUCCGUGCCGGUAGACACCUGGAGCUACCAACCUGGAUACGAACUAGGACAUCUGAACUUGUUGAACUCAUCUCCAGCAAGCAGCUACCAGAGUUUCGGUUCUCCACAAGGCGGAUACUCCUACAUGCUCAACUCGCACGACAAUCAGCUGUUCGCUGCACCGCUAAGGGCCCACGAGUACGGUCCACCCUUGACCAACCAGAGUCCGCCCCUGAACAGAGAAUAUUCGAUGCUUCAAACGCAUUCCCCGAACGCCGAGGAGGCCGCGAUCGGCACCAAAAUCGAAUACGUCAAUCACAUCAACGGCGGAUCACCGGAACGUUACGGAAACAUCUCACCCAAAUACGAUACGAACAUGAUGCACGACAUCAAACAGGAGUACGACAGUCGGAUAAAAGAGAUCAAAAUCGAACCGAACACCAAUCAAACAUACGUGACGCUACCUCCUUUUUUGAAUUAGCUAGAAUUUUUAAUCGAUUCUACUUUUGCGAAUGAACAAUUCGAUCAAAACGCAAACUAAAUCCAUUAAAAAUUCUAGCUGAAAAUCGUCGUCUUUUUUUAAUUAUUUUUUAUUAUUAUUAUUUUACCUUGUCUUUUAAUUUCCCAAAAAAUGCUUUGA
Nicrophorus vespilloides is the source of this 1599-nucleotide messenger RNA. RefSeq names its product retinal homeobox protein Rx-A. Gene Ontology annotation, molecular function: DNA-binding transcription factor activity, RNA polymerase II-specific; RNA polymerase II transcription regulatory region sequence-specific DNA binding. Gene Ontology annotation, biological process: regulation of transcription by RNA polymerase II. The transcript is spliced from 2 exons. NCBI's taxonomy places the organism in Eukaryota, Metazoa, Arthropoda, Insecta, Coleoptera, Silphidae. The record is from RefSeq and is a predicted model, not a curated record. The coding region runs from base 286 to 1440 and encodes 384 amino acids.